Beauveria bassiana ARSEF 2860 is the source of this 1029-nucleotide messenger RNA. RefSeq names its product Casein kinase II, alpha chain (CK II alpha subunit). The record is from RefSeq and is a predicted model, not a curated record. Gene Ontology annotation, cellular component: protein kinase CK2 complex; cytosol; nucleus. Bases 1 to 1029 code for a protein of 342 amino acids. Gene Ontology annotation, biological process: protein phosphorylation; DNA damage response; regulation of transcription by RNA polymerase III. The transcript has 5 exons. NCBI's taxonomy places the organism in Eukaryota, Fungi, Ascomycota, Sordariomycetes, Hypocreales, Cordycipitaceae. Gene Ontology annotation, molecular function: ATP binding; protein serine/threonine kinase activity.
AUGGCGCGCGUCUACGCAGAUGUCAACUCGAACAUGCCCCGCAGCUACUGGGACUACGACAGCGUUAAUAUCAGUUGGGGCGUUUUGGAAAACUACGAGGUCGUUCGCAAAAUUGGCCGCGGAAAGUACUCGGAAGUUUUCGAGGGUAUCAACACUAUCAACUACCAGAAAUGCGUCAUCAAAGUCUUGAAGCCCGUUAAGAAGAAGAAGAUCAAGCGGGAGAUCAAAAUUCUGCAGAACCUCGCCGGCGGCCCCAACGUCGUCGCGUUGCUUGAUGUUGUUCGCGACUCUCAGAGCAAAACGCCCUCCCUCAUCUUCGAAUAUGUCAACAAUACCGACUUCCGCAACCUGUACCCCAAAUUUAACGAUCUCGAUGUCCGCUACUACAUUCUUGAGCUCCUCGUAGCCCUGGACUUUUGCCACAGCAAAGGCAUCAUGCACCGUGACGUGAAGCCGCACAAUGUCAUGAUUGAUCAUGAGAACCGCAAGCUCCGUCUCAUCGAUUGGGGUCUGGCCGAAUUUUACCACCCUGCUACAGAGUACAACGUCCGAGUCGCAUCCCGUUACUUUAAGGGUCCCGAACUGCUCGUCGACUUCCAGGAAUACGACUACAGUCUUGACAUGUGGAGCCUCGGCGCCAUGUUUGCGUCCAUGAUCUUCCGCAAAGAGCCGUUUUUUCACGGGCAGAGCAACACCGACCAGCUUGUCAAGAUUGCCAAGGUUCUUGGCACCGAUGAGCUCUUUGAGUACCUCGACAAAUAUGAGAUUGAGCUCGAUGCACAAUACGACGAUAUACUCGGCCGCUUUCAAAAGAAGCCUUGGCACAGUUUCGUCACGUCGGAGAACCAGCGCUUCGUGUCCAACGAGGCCAUUGAUUUCCUCGACAAGCUGCUGCGCUACGACCACCAAGAGCGCCUCACCGCAAAGGAGGCACAAGGCCACGCCUACUUUGACCCUGUCCGCGAUCCCGAGAUUUUCAAGCACAACCUCGCCAACGCCAGCACUGGUGGGCCGUACAAGACCGCUUGA